AUGCACAAUCUCACUACACUCAUCAAGAGACUCGAAGCUGCGACCUCACGCCUCGAAGAUAUCGCGACCUCAACUGAAUUACCCAAAGAUGUUCCCGCUCUGAAGCAGACGAUUGCCUCACCGACGGGCGUGUCUUUGACGUCUACAACCCCCUCGACGGCAACGGCUUCCGUCAAGACGACCCCCAAGCAAACUGAGGAGCCAGUCCCGGAAUCGAUCGAAGAGUUUCAACAAUUCAUAAGCUCGUCUGUGGGCAAAUAUGUCAAAAUCAGCAAUGAACUGGGCGGUGUAGUUGCCAAACAGGCCGCAGAGGUGCUUAAAGGAUUCCAAGAACAGGAAAAGUUUCUGCUGAUCACAACCAAAGCCACGAAACCUGAUGCAUCGACGUACCAGAUAAUUAUCAAACCAAUCAACGAUGCGUUAAUGGCCGUAACCGAGCUGAAAGAGUCGAACCGACCCGACCCCAUGUAUACAAACCUGAGUGCUGUCGCGGAUGGCAUUAUGAUGCUUGCCUGGAUUACAAUGGAUACCCGCCCUCACAAGCACGUGGAGGAGAGUUUGAGCUCAGCCCAGUUUUUUGGAAAUCGGGUGCUUAAAGAACAGAAAGAUAAGGAUCCAAAACAGGCGGAAUGGAUACAAUCAUUUUACCAAGUCUUUCGCGACCUCGCUGAAUACGUCAAGCAAUAUUUCCCGUCCGGGAUUACUUGGAAUGCCACGGGCGAGCCCGCGGGGGACGUAGCAAAUUCGCUCCUGCCGAUCGGCACGGCGCGAGGCACAUCAGAUGCGGCAGGCCCAUCAGCACCUCCGCCACCGCCUCCUGGACCACCACCUGUUCUUGAUAUUAAAACUGAACCUAUUCCGGCGGCGCCUGCGUCUUCUGGCGGAUUCGACGCUGUAUUUUCUGAGCUGAAUAAAGGCUCGGCCGUCACGAAGGGACUUCGGAAGGUCGACAAAUCGGAAAUGACGCACAAGAAUCCCUCGCUGCGCGUCAGUAAUGUUGCAGACCGAGGUCGCUCUUCUCGAGGCAAAAGUCCUGCCCCCGGUAAAAAGCCAAAGCCAGAAAGCAUGCGCGUCAAGAAGACCCCCAAGAUGGACCUAAAAGGCAAUAAAUGGACGAUCGAAAAUCAUGACAAAGAGACGCAGCCAAUUGAAAUUGAAACUACCUUGACGCAGUCCGUAUUGAUCAGCAGUUGUAAUAACACAACGGUAGUAUUGAAGGGCAAGGCCAACCAGGUCACCGUGGAAAACUCAGUGCGCCUCUCGCUGGUUGUUGACACCUUGGUUUCUACGGUGGAUGUAAUCAAAGCUCAAAAUUUUGCAUUACAGGUUAUUGGAACUCUCCCGACUGUUAUGCUGGAUCAAGUGGAUGGCGGCCAAAUUUACUUUAGUAAAGAGAGCAUUGGCACCAAGGUCUUCACCAGCAAGUCGUCUGGGAUCAACCUUAACAUUUUGUUUGGGCCAGAUGACGAUUACAAAGAGGUGCCGCUCCCGUCCCAAAUUUGUUCAUACUACGACAAAAAUAAAGGCGACCUCAUCAACGAGAUCGUGGCUCAUGUUGGUUAG
Messenger RNA from Metarhizium album ARSEF 1941, 1563 nucleotides. RefSeq names its product Adenylate cyclase-associated CAP. Gene Ontology annotation, cellular component: cytoplasm. Gene Ontology annotation, molecular function: actin binding; adenylate cyclase binding. Gene Ontology annotation, biological process: cytoskeleton organization; regulation of adenylate cyclase activity. The transcript is spliced from 5 exons. Bases 1 to 1563 code for a protein of 520 amino acids. The record is from RefSeq and is a predicted model, not a curated record. NCBI's taxonomy places the organism in Eukaryota, Fungi, Ascomycota, Sordariomycetes, Hypocreales, Clavicipitaceae.